UUUUCUGUUCAUCUACACUCCAUCUUCUUCACAUAUAUAUCUCUAUAUAUACACACACACAUAUAUAUAUAUAUAUAUAGAGAGAGAGAGAGAAGAUUGAAGUACCAAAUGGACAGAAUCCAAAUUCCUCAGGGGCUUACGGAAGAGGAAUUUCGAGAGCUGGAGCCUGUAAUUCGCACCUACCACCUGUUCGACCCAGUACCUAACACAACCACGUCUCUGAUUAAGCAGCGGAUUGAUGCACCAGCGGAGGCGGUAUGGCCCUUCGUGCGCGGCUUCGACAACCCACAAAAGUACAAGCACUUUAUCAAGAGCUGCCGCAUGACUGGGGACGGCGGUGUCGGCAGCAUCAGGGAGGUGACGGUGGUUUCCGGCCUUCCCGCCUCCACCAGCACCGAAAGACUUGAGAUUUUGGAUGAUGAGAAACAUAUACUGAGUUUUCGAGUUGUAGGUGGGGAGCAUAGGCUGAAUAAUUAUCGAUCUGUAACGUCUGUAAAUGAGUUCAACAAAGAGGGGAAGAUUUACACCAUUGUUUUGGAGUCUUAUAUAGUUGAUAUACCAGAUGGGAAUACAGGAGAGGACACGAAAAUGUUCACUGAUACUGUUGUGAAGUUGAAUCUUCAGAAGCUCGGUGUGGUGGCAAUGGCCGCGUCUUAGCACCGAUACAAAGUGUGCGUUUGCUAUGCUGUACGAAUUUUUUUCUUGUUUAAUUCUAUUUGGUACUGUCCAAUCCAUUUUUACCGAACACAAAAUAAGAAAUUUAUGGGCCAUAAGUUGAAAAGGCAAUUUCUAGGUAAGUUUGAGAAGUACAAACUGAUCAAGAACUGUCGAAGUCGAUGUUGGUGCAAAAAUAUUGAUGGUGGUAUUUUUAUUUUUAUUUUUUUAAAGAUUUUCUGAAUAUUUCUUCAGCGUUUAGGAUCGGUAUAUUCCAUGCAAGUUGACAUUGAGUUGUAUAGUACUAUUUUAUGAUUUAUCUACUUUUGUUUGGUGGGUUUUUGUACUCA
Olea europaea var. sylvestris is the source of this 1004-nucleotide messenger RNA. Its product is annotated as abscisic acid receptor PYL2-like. The transcript has a single exon. Gene Ontology annotation, molecular function: protein phosphatase inhibitor activity; signaling receptor activity; abscisic acid binding. The record is from RefSeq and is a predicted model, not a curated record. Lineage: Eukaryota; Viridiplantae; Streptophyta; Magnoliopsida; Lamiales; Oleaceae. Gene Ontology annotation, cellular component: cytoplasm; nucleus. The coding region runs from base 109 to 657 and encodes 182 amino acids. Gene Ontology annotation, biological process: abscisic acid-activated signaling pathway.